This is a messenger RNA of Pezoporus occidentalis (night parrot), 2157 nucleotides long. Its product is annotated as claudin-8-like. Gene Ontology annotation, molecular function: structural molecule activity. Lineage: Eukaryota; Metazoa; Chordata; Aves; Psittaciformes; Psittacidae. Gene Ontology annotation, cellular component: bicellular tight junction; plasma membrane. Gene Ontology annotation, biological process: cell adhesion; bicellular tight junction assembly. Bases 1208 to 1882 code for a protein of 224 amino acids. The transcript has a single exon. The record is from RefSeq and is a predicted model, not a curated record.
UUAUCAUAUUUCUUCACCUGACACUUUCCAGGAUUGUCUGCUGGUCAUACCUAGAAUGAGCAGUUCACCUGCUCCCCAUAAUUAUUACGUGGUGGGUUUCAGGUUUUUUUGUUUGUUUGUUUGGGUUUUUAAAUUAUUUUUUUUUAUGAAUAUGAUGUCCUAAAACACUUCUAAACUGUUUGUUUGUACAUGGAUAGCUCUAACAGGUCUUUACUUGGACAGCCAGUGUUUUCCAUUGAACUAGAAUUCCAUUACAGGGUAAUUGCUGGGUUCACUUUUGCAGAGGAAAACAAUUUGCUACAUAGCUUACAUCACUGUUCUGUAGACCUCAUUAUGCAAGCAUUUAAGCAUAUGGAUAUCUCCAGAAGCUUACCUGUUCCCAUAACACUUUGUAAAGCAACAGAAACGUAUAAAGCUAUAUAUGCAUACAGGUAUUAGCAGGAUUGAGGUCUCUUAUUGUUCCUUUCUACCUUUUAAAUGGUCUUUCAGAGCUUUCAUUAUACUCUGCAGAACUGUUUCAGGUUCAGAGUUACUUUAUCCUUUUGAUUUGCUUUGUUCCUUGAUCCUAUCACUGAAGCACUCUCCUUCAAGCUUCAGAACAAAAGUACUUUUGGGAGCAGAGGCCCUGUGGCAGACAGUGGGGCUCUGCUUUCUUUUUGGCAAUUUGCCUUUGGGCUGAGGGAGAAUAUUCUUGCCUGUUAAGUGCAAAAGCCUCAGUUACUGCACCACUACUUACCUAAGUCUCCCUCCUGGGACCAGUCCACUUCCUUAGCACAGGCAAACCUGUAGUUCAUGGCUAGAGUUACGGGUAGGGCUUUCUCUUUUUUUUUUUUUUUUUGUUUUAAUUUUUUUAAGUAAAUGGCUUCAAUGCAAAGCAUUUUCCUCAGAAGGUAUAUUUGUCCUAAGUGGCUCUUGCUGGUUUACACACACCCUGUCCUUUCUCUUGCUUUGAAAGUUGUUCCACUUGAUUGCUCAGUUUGCUUCUUUGAGUCAGUGGUGGCAGGGGAAUUAUAAAGGAGAUGAAGGCGCAGCCAAGUCCCAGGUAAUGUGUGCAGAUUUAAGCCGAUUUAAAGUUGUGCAGAUUGACUCUGAAACUUUCUUUGCACAAGGGACAACAACUUUGGGAAAAAGGUGCUGAUUUUUUUGCCAGCAGUGUGUGCCUGGCUUGGGAAACCUGCUGAAGUGUGUCUCACCUUGCAAAGGCAACAUGGGCAGUGGCGCUUUGAAGAUUGCUGGGCUGCUUGUUGGUGGCAUUGGCGUGAUUGGGACAUUUGCUGUCACAGGCAUGCCUCAGUGGAGGGUGUCUGCCUUCAUUGAGAACAACAUCAUCGUGUUCGAGACCAUUUGGGAAGGUCUGUGGAUGCACUGUAUCAGGCAAGCCAACAUCAGGAUGCAGUGCAAGGUCUACGACUCCGUGCUGGCCCUCUCUCCGGACCUGCAGGCAUCCAGGGGACUGAUGUGUGCUGGGUCGGUGCUCUCGUUCCUCGCUUUCAUGGUUGCCAUUACUGGGAUGAAGUGCAUGCGGUGCGCACAGAGCAGCUGGCAAGCCAAGGGCUAUAUUAGUCUGGUGGCUGGGUUCCUCUUCAUCCUCUCAGGUGUUGUUGAGCUCAUUGCAGUCUGCUGGGUUGCCAAUGCCAUCAUCAGUGACUUCUACAACCCUGUGGUCAACGUUGCACAGAAAAGGGAGCUUGGAGAGGCCCUCUACCUGGGCUGGGCAGUUGCCUUCUGCCUCAUUGCUGCUGGAGCCAUAUUCUGUUGCUUCUGCUGCUGUUGUGUGAAAACGAGAAGCUACAGGUACUCCACACCAAACCAGUAUCCCACUCAGAGCCAGCAUUUGCACAGGAAGAUGGAAAGCUCAUACUCCAAAAGUCAGUAUGUCUAGAUGCUUCCUGCCUUUCCUUUUUUGAAGUAUUCAAUCUGUCUGAAUGGAUUUCAGCUUCUGCACAAAAGGGCAGCUAGAAAGCUGCCUUUGCCUUUUGCUUUAUAACUGCUGCUGUUUGGAGCUGCAUUACCGCCAAUGGGCUCUGCUGUGACUAAUGCUGCAGCAGGGACAAUUUUAAUACAUGGAAAGGUGAAUGUUUAGUAUUAUUUUAGUAAUAACUUGAAAUAGCUUUUGUGUUUUGUGGCUUUGCUUUGUGUUGCAUAUUACGUGUUGUA